UAGAAAAAUUUAAUGGAAGCCUAGAUAUAUGCUAGCGCCACCACUGGAAUUUGUAUGGCAGUUUAUCUCGCCGACGUCUUCUAGCGCCUUGCAUGGCGCGAGCACUUUCUGCUAGAAUGCAACAUAACCACAAAUAUCGCUGUUGCAUAAAGUGUCAACGGUGUUUGUUUUUUUGUUUCGUUUGGAGUUUACAAACAUGUUUAUUUAAUAUUGUGGCAUUUUAAAACAAUAAUAGUAAGGAAAUAUUCAUCACAAUGGAAAAUAAAAAACGAAAGCGGAAUAAAAACACAAUUCGCACGAGAAAAUAUAGAGCUAUAUCUAAAGCUAAAAAUUAUCGAAGAAGCGAUUCUAAUUCAUCGUCGGACAACGAUAAUUUUGCAAAUAAUGAAAGUUCUUCAGACGGUGAAAUACUACGCUCUAUAGGAAACAAUGAGAUUCCAGUGAAUGACUGUAGAAAGAAUUUUCCACGAAGAUCUGAAGAAGAGAUAAAUAUCGAUGACAGUAAUAGCAAUUUUAGUAGCAAUUCUGAUGACGAUGAUGAUGAUGAUGAUUCUGAUGAUGAUGGUGAUGACGAUGAUAGUGAUGUAAAUCAAGAUCAACUCGACAUUCUCCGCCUUCGUACCUGGGCCAUCGAAGAAAAAAUAGACCAAAACAAAUUGGAUAAGUUGUUGCACAUUUUAAGACGUAGAUUAUUAACUGACUUGCCAAAAUCAUCAAAAACAUUUUUGAAAACAACGGAAGCUAAGUACGAAAUCGAAAAAAUGAAUGACGCUGAAGGCAAUCCAGGAGAAUUUGCGUAUUUCGGUUUGAAAAAAGGCUUAGAAGAUACUAUUAACCCUGAAUUGCAUCCAAGCAAGGAAAUAGAGUUAAAAUUGUCUGUUGAUGGCAUUCCACUUUCAGAUUCUGGUGAUACAUCUUUUUGGCCUCUUCUUUGUCAUGUGUAUUCUGAUUCGGACAUCUACGCACCUUUUCCGGUGUCAAUUUUUUCUGGAAAGUCAAAACCUGAAAGUACUCAAAUCUAUUUCAAACAGUUUGUAAGUGAAGCGAAUGAUGUAUUAGAAAAUGGGAUUAACGUUUCGGGACACCAUUUUUUAGUAAAAAUAAAGUGUUUCAUUUGCGAUACGCCAGCCAGGGCAUUUUGUAAAAAUACUGUUGGACAUCACGGAAAAUUCGCUUGUGAGAGAUGCAUUGUAAAAGGAACGAAAAAAGAUGUUGGAAGUACUGUUUUCCCAUCAAGAGAUUGCAAGGAACGAUCCGACGAAUCAUUUCGACAACAAGAGCAACCUCAACAUCACAAUGGUCUAUCAAAAUUGCUAAAAGUUAAACCUAAAAUUGACAUGGUUUUCCAGUUUGUACUUGACUUUAUGCAUCUAUGCUGCCUCGGAAUGAUGAAAAAAUUAAUUGAAAUAUGGAUGAGUGGCAAUUUAAAUACACGAUUGGACGUAAAAAUGAAAGAUAUUUUAUCAGAUAGAAUUUUGAUCCUGGAACCGCAAAUACCUUGCGAGUUCCAACGAAAGUUGGGGCUGUUAAGAAAGUAUUCAAAAUGGAAAGCUACACAAUUUUAUUUUUUUUUAAUUUACUGCGGACCAAUAAUUUUAAAAAAUGUACUUCGACCUCGAUUGUAUAAGCAUUUUCUCCUUUUACACGCAGGUUGUAGAAUUUUAUGCUCUGAUAGACUAUGUUUAAUCUACAAUCGUUUUGCUAAAGAAUAUCUGAGGGCUUUUUUCGAAGGCUUAAAACAUUUCUAUGGUAAAUAUACAUUGACGAUAAACUCCCACAAUUUAAUUCAUCUGGCUGAUGAUGUGUGGUAUAUGAAGUGCAGUCUCAACAGAAUUUCAGCUUUUGUAUUUGAAAAUUUUUUGGGAACAUUAAAAAGAAAAAUAAGAACUCCAAACAGACCGUUGGCUCAAGUCUGCAGAAGAAUGUUUGAAGAAAAAUCUGUCAAUGACAAAAAAGCAAAUCGACCUCCAGAGAUACAAAUUCUCAAAAAGAAAAAAUCAAAUAUAUUAAAAAUAAAAUACAAAGAGUAUACAUUUACGACUAAAGAACCAGAUAAUGUUGUUAUGCUAAAAAACAAAAAAUUUCUUCAAAUUAGAAAAAUUAGAGAAACUCGGUAUGGAAUCCAAAUCGAUGGAUUUGUUUUUAAAAAAAAAUCACCCCUGUUUGAUUAUCCCUUCGAUUCCAGUAUUUUGGACAUGUGGGAGAUAGAAAGAGAACGUGGAAAAAGAUUGAGAAGUUAUUUUCUUCAGGCGAUAGAAGUGAAAGCUAUGAAAAUCAGCAUGGCUUUAAAACUAGACGGAAUUAAGCGCUAUUUCGUUGUACCUCUCCUUCAUCACUAAAUUUACAAUCAAUUUUUUAAAUUUAAUUUGUUCAGUAUAAAUUCAUCAGUUUGUAUGGCAUUC
Messenger RNA from Leptopilina heterotoma, 2402 nucleotides. RefSeq lists its product as uncharacterized. The record is from RefSeq and is a predicted model, not a curated record. NCBI's taxonomy places the organism in Eukaryota, Metazoa, Arthropoda, Insecta, Hymenoptera, Figitidae. The coding region runs from base 255 to 2339 and encodes 694 amino acids. The transcript is spliced from 3 exons.